AUGAGCGAAGCCUCUACUUUCGGCGACGCCGCCGUCGACGCACGGUCCAUCGUAUGGCUAGGAGGCUUAACGGAGCAGCAGAAGUCCGAUAUCCUCUACUCGACUUUCUUGGCGCAAAUGUCGGCAGAUGCCGAGUCCCCCGCCAGCGACGAGGAAAAGGCGACCGGUUGGCAUGACAAAUUUGUUCAAACACUUAACAAACUGGGUUGGAUAGCCACGAAGGCCGUCCCCUCGGACGUCGAACAUAGUCUCGUCAGAGUGUCCGUCGCAGAAACGAUCCUCAAUGCGCUCAAAGUAGACGAGAACUCCGCGGCCGAUAAGGAGCUUCACGCGUCCGCGGCGAGCAUGGUCGACUUGUUGCGCCCCGGAUCGCAUCCUCAAGCCGAGAGCGUUCUCAAUGCGGCGUCUAUUUCUUCGUCGGGGCGCUUUGCAGGAGUACAACUUGCUGUUGCUGGCGCGGUCUAG
This is a messenger RNA of Peniophora sp. CBMAI 1063, 465 nucleotides long. Lineage: Eukaryota; Fungi; Basidiomycota; Agaricomycetes; Russulales; Peniophoraceae. The record is from the annotation of a GenBank genome assembly.